AUCUUCAGAAAACAAUUUGAAGAAAUGGCUUCUUAUUUUAAUUUGUCUCCUAUAAAGGAAUUUGCUAAACAUAUAGCUAAUGCCACAUCAGAAGAACGACAGAAAAUGCUAAGAGACUUUUAUGCUUCUCAGUAUCCAGAGGUAAAAGAAUUUUUUGUGGAUUCUGCUCCAGAACUCAUUAAAUCUGCCUGUGACAAGGGAAAGACAGUCAGGAAAAAGUCUAAAAAAAGAGAAUCUCUUAUAAAAGAAAGGCUGUCAGAUUCUGAAGCUUUGUCAUUUAAAGAUUCUACCAAAAACAUUUCUCAAAUUUGCAGCCCAAAAAUAUAUAAAGGAAAAUCAAUUAAGUUUCAAAAUCGUGGUUCCUGUACAGAGGAGGUACUUUCCAAUGAUGCCAAAACUAAGAAAUUACCUAUAAACUCUACCCUAGGGACUGACAAUGGGAAGAACAGCCAAACAGCCAGAGAGACUGUAGCACCCUGUUCCCUCAACAGUACGUCUGAGUCAUAUGUAUUAGAAGGCCUAGAAUAUACCGAGACCGACCAACAGGACCUCACAGGAAUGGGCGUUCCAACAGAACCCCUUUACAGUGUGGAGAACAGAAAGAUAGAAAAUGUGGUGUUAGAAAACACUUCUGUGGUAGGGUUACUUGGUGACACCUCUAUUCUCGACGACCUCUUUAAAAGUCAGGGCAACAGUCCUGCACUCCUGCCAAGGAAAGUUUUCUCAGGACCCAUGGAGAAGGCAAAACGGAGACCGAGAGAUUUCUGGGACAUCUUGGAUGAGCAGAAUGACGACCGUCUUAGGAAGCUCACCGACUUGGCCACGAUCGAGACUCUGUGUGAAAAAGUGCCCUUUGCUGCAUCAUCCAAAAAGAAAGAGGACCUGGAAACCUCUCUUUGGAAAUCAAAUGAGAAAUUUUUGUGGAAGAAAUUUAACUCCAGUGAUACAGGUGAAAGCACAACUAAUACCCAGGAGUAAAUAUAAAUAACAAGUAGGUGAUUUCCACAUUACUUAGGUUUUUUUGAACACAGUUGUUAAUAUACAUUUUAAUUAAACUCUUAUCCUAGGGGUUUUUUUAAUGUCUAAAACAUUAUCAUGUAUUUGUUUUCAUUGAUAACUGAUUUGAUCUUUUAAAAGAUGUGAUUUAUUAUAGUAUAAGCCUGUUAUGAAGUAGAAAAGAUCAUAGGUUUGUUGGAGACCGGGGGCAUCUCUCUUACUAUGUCUUUGUGUGGCCUUAGGUAAGUCUCAUGCCCUGGCAUGCAGCUGUAUUCUAAUAUGGAAGAUGAUGAGUGUCUUUUCAAUUCAAAAUAAAUGGAUUCAGUUAAUUCUGGGGUUCAGUUCCCCAGAUCCCAUUACACAGGCACAUUAACCUUGCCCCCAGAUCAGGGGCACAUUGAUGUGUUUCUUACUAGCACUUGGAAAAUUAUUGUUAACUAUUUUCUUCUUCCCUCAGUAUCAUGCACUAUUAAAUUAUUUUAAGUGGAAAUAAUAACUAGCACUGAAUAUAUGUGUUUGUUAAAAUAGUAAGUUCGUACUGCUCAGAAUCAAAAGGUCAGUGUUGUAUCACUUUAUAUGAGAUAGGAUGUUGAAGGAAUAUAGUUACUAUCAUUAACCACAGGACGCCAAUGCCUCAAUUUUUUAUACAACUAUUAUAAUUUAAUCAAUAUAAAUAAAGCUUUGUAUAGUAA
This is a messenger RNA of Manis javanica (Malayan pangolin), 1688 nucleotides long. The record is from RefSeq and is a predicted model, not a curated record. Lineage: Eukaryota; Metazoa; Chordata; Mammalia; Pholidota; Manidae.